GUGGGACCAAAAGUGUCUAUGCUAAUAUCGGGUUGAGGUCUUAAAACAUUGAUGUAUUUCUUUUUUUCGGAAUUUACUACUUCAUUUACUAAUUAUUAUCUAUUUACUGUUGACCUGCGUAUUGUGUUAUUAUACAUACAUAAGAAUAUACAUAGUUGAUGUGGAGCUUGACCGUGGUUGUGAUUCACUUGUGAUAAAAUGACUACCGCAGCUAGACCAACUUUUGACCCAGCUAGGGGUGGCCAAGGACGAGGUGAAAAGGAUUUGAGUGCUAUUUCCCGCCAGUACUCGAGCAGAGAUCUCCCGGGCCAUACAAAGCUUAAAUACAGGGAACAAGGCCAAGGAACUACAGAUGAGCUACGUUCAAGAGAUUUCCGUAAAGAACUUGAUGAAAGGGAAAAGGAUGUAAAAGCCCCAAAUGCCAGAAGAUUAGUUGAGCCAUCUGUAAAAAGAUUAAAGACUGACCAAGUACCAGCAGCCAGUUUAGAUGCUGAUGAUCCCCUUGAAGGGGAUUCAACAGACUCUGAGGACUCUGAUGAUGAUACAGCUGCUUUGUUAGCAGAGUUAAACAAAAUUAAAAAAGAGCGUGCAAUUGAACAGGCAAAGAAGGAUGCUGAAAAGAAACAAGAGGAGGAGAGAAUAAGAAUGGAAAAUAUAUUAUCAGGAAAUCCACUGUUAAAUUACUCUGCAGCAGGACAAAAGAAUGAUUUAAAGGUAAAAAGGCGGUGGGAUGAUGAUGUCGUGUUCAAAAACUGUGCACGCACGGAGCCUGAGAAGAAGCCAAAUACAUUUAUCAAUGACUCGUUAAGAUCAGAGUUUCACAAGAAAUUCAUGGAAAAAUAUGUUAAAUAGUUAGUUAUAUUUACUGUGAAGAACCUAAUAUUGGAUAUUCUAAAACACUGCUAUCAUUAACUUGAUCAUCAUUGUCAGUUGUUUAUGAUAUUAUGACGCACAGAACACGGUACUGGGGGCCAACAUUUAUUUAAGUGUUUGUGUUGCCACAGAAGGUGACAAAAAAUGGGAAACUGGCUAUUAUAAAGAUAAGUAUACCAGUUAUCGAUAGCUUCGAAGUAGCCAUCUUCCCUUUAAAGUUGCCGAUUUACUUCAAAACCAGCUGGCCUUUAAAGUAGCCGACAUACCUCAAAUGUAGUGGUUAUACCUCUAAAUUUUUCGCGGUAGUA
Pararge aegeria (speckled wood butterfly) is the source of this 1181-nucleotide messenger RNA. It is a transcript of the gene c12.1, whose product is annotated as protein CWC15 homolog. The transcript has 5 exons. The coding region runs from base 199 to 852 and encodes 217 amino acids. NCBI's taxonomy places the organism in Eukaryota, Metazoa, Arthropoda, Insecta, Lepidoptera, Nymphalidae. Gene Ontology annotation, cellular component: catalytic step 2 spliceosome. Gene Ontology annotation, molecular function: RNA binding. Gene Ontology annotation, biological process: mRNA cis splicing, via spliceosome. The record is from RefSeq and is a predicted model, not a curated record.